This is a messenger RNA of Trematosphaeria pertusa, 405 nucleotides long. RefSeq lists its product as uncharacterized. Lineage: Eukaryota; Fungi; Ascomycota; Dothideomycetes; Pleosporales; Trematosphaeriaceae. The transcript has a single exon. The record is from RefSeq and is a predicted model, not a curated record. The annotation marks the transcript as partial.
GAAGAAGAGGUACGCAAGGCGAAAGACGAGUACGCCAAUCAUUAUGAGACGUACAAGCAACAGUACGACCGAUUCCGCGCAGUAAAUCCUGAUGGAUCGGAAUCGGAGCUCGAAAACUUCUUCGGGCCGUACCACGUCCAGAGAGGAGACCUGGCUUAUAGACAACUUAGAGGAGCCGAGAUCGCCCUGAAAAAGGCGCAGGCCACCGCCAAGAAGGCAGGCGUCCUGGACCCGAAUUCGCCGGACCAGGAAUCAGACUUCUUUUCAGUCAAGGGAGAGGGGCCACACAGAGAACAUCCGGAAUUGAUGAUCAAGAACUUCAACCGGAAACGCAUCCAGCAGUGGAUGGAAGAUCCGGAAAAGACGAGUAGGCACGACAAAGAAGAAAUAAAAUUCGCUCUUUCC